Molecule: messenger RNA, 822 nt
Organism: Ilyonectria robusta
Lineage: Eukaryota; Fungi; Ascomycota; Sordariomycetes; Hypocreales; Nectriaceae
Exons: 1
Coding region: 213-683 (156 amino acids)
Source: RefSeq, a predicted model, not a curated record
AUUUUAUUUAGGUAUUAAUUAGUUCUAGUACCGACUAUAUUGAUGAUGGUGGCGUGGCUAGAGCAUUGUGCCCUGUUCUUGCAAGGCCUGACCUGCUCCGUGUUCUUUGCGCUCCGUGCUGGUGCUACGUCGAUCCAGCAAGCAUACCUCACUCAUUGAUUUACAUGACAAGAGUAGUAGUAAAGGAACCUUUGAUCCCAACACUUUAAGUAAUGAACAAAUCCGAAUACCUGGAUUUGAUUACGAGUCCCAGAAGUACACCAUUGAAUUUGACCCAUGGAGACGCUCGUUCCACCUGGCUUUCCUUUUUCCCAACUACCGACGGUUCCAGGGUAAGCAGAUCUUCCCGGAGCACGACCGAUCAAGCAAUAGUUCGGGACACAGAUGUCCAGCAUUGGCAGCCGGCAAUAGACCUGGUCAGGGCCAAUAGAGGCCGUUUGUGCAAUCGCAUCCUCGAGCAUGUUCAUAUCAAACGUGCGGUCAUCAGGGCCGAGGCUGGUUGUAAGGAAGCAUCGAGCGAGUGCCCAGGUCCCUUGAUCCGAAUGUCGCAACGCCGGCCGUUGUCUGCGGCCAGAACGCAGCAAUGCCGACACUCGUUCGGUCGGCAUCGCGCAAAGGGGUGCGGGAGCGGACCGAAGACAGGUGUGCCCAUAGCCGGCUGGAUUUCAAUUCGCUCCGUUUAGCCUCCAUCUUUCCGCCUCUUAAGACUCGUGUACCGUACUCGCUGCGGUCUGCAGCCAGCCAUGGCAUCUCUUCCCCUGGCGUCCGGCGCCGAGGUCCAAGGUGUGGAUUCGGGCCCAAAAACAGAACAUCCGCGCCUUA